This is a messenger RNA of Camellia sinensis, 1530 nucleotides long. The record is from RefSeq and is a predicted model, not a curated record. Lineage: Eukaryota; Viridiplantae; Streptophyta; Magnoliopsida; Ericales; Theaceae.
AUGGAUAAAUUUGUGAUAAAAAAUUCUUCCAAGCAAGCCACUAUGGAUAAAUUUCUAAAGAGAAAAUUGAUUGUGUCACAAGAUUUAUCUCCUAUCCGAGAAACUUAUGGUAGUGAUCUAAUAGAACAUUCUUCCAAGAAAAGUCAUAUUGACUUGGAAACUCUUCCCACUGAUCUUGGAUUACGUAAAAAAAUAUUAGAGUAUCAUCCUAAUGAUCAAUAUGAGAUUAGAAGGGCAUAUUUGCUAAAAGGCCCUUGUCAACCUCGUAGCCACAAAUUUCCACAAAGAGAUGUCGGUGGGGUUUUGCGUCGAUUUAAUCCAAAAUGGUUUAAAGAGUUUGGCAAUUGGUUAGAGUAUAGCAUAAAAAAAGAUGCUGCAUUUUGUUUGUGUUGUUACUUAUUUAAGCUCGACAUUGGAAAACAAGCAGGAGGUGACACUUUUGUUACUGGAGGCUUCACAUCUUGGAAUAAAAAAGAAAGGCUAGCAGUUCAUGUUGGAGAUUGUAACAGUGCUCAUAACCAAGCUUGGAAGAAGUGUGAAGAUUUAAUGAAGCAAAAACAACACAUCCAAGAAGUUUUCCGUAAGCAAUCAGAUCAAGCUAAGAUUGACUAUCAGACUCGCUUAAAUGCAUCAAUUGACUACGUAAGAUUCCUUUUACACCAAGGGUUCGCUUUCCGUGGUCAUGAUGAAUCAGAGAAUUCAAGUAACAGAGGAAAUUUCCUAGAGAUUUUACAGUUUCUUGUUGAUCACAAUGAGAGCAUAAACAAGGUUAUCUUGCAAAAGGGUCCUAAAAAUAUGAAGUUCGUGACACCUGAGAUUCAAAAAGAUAUAGCAAAUUGUGCUGCAUGUGAAACUACCAAUGCCAUCAUUGAAGAGAUUGGAAAUCAGUUCUUUGCAAUUUUAGUUGAUGAGUCUCGUGAUGUAUCAACUAAAGAACAAAUGGCGGUUGUUUUUCGAUAUGUGGACAAAAGAGGGAUCAUUACAGAAAGGUUUCUCGGUCUCAUGCAUGUUGUGGAUACCACUGCUUUAUCACUUAAGGCAGCAAUUGAAUCCUUGUUUUCUAAACAUGGUUUAAGUUUAUCAAGAAUAUGUGUUCAAGGUUACGAUGGAGCUAGUAAUAUACAAGGUGAAUUCAAUGGUCUUAAGUCCUUAAUUAUGAAGGAGAAUGGAGAAGCGUUUUAUGUUCAUUGCUUUGCUCACCAACUUCAAUUGACUCUUGUAGCUGUUGCAAAAAAUCACAUUGAUAUUGCUUCGCUUUUCAAUUUGGUUAGUAAUGUAUUGAAUGUUGUUGGAGCUUCUUGUAAACGUCCGGAUAUGCUUAGAGAGACACAAGCUGCUAAAGUUGCAGAAUCAUUAAGCAAUGAUGAGAUUCAAAGUGGGCAAGGGAUGAAUCAAGAAAUUGGUCUUAAGCGGGCUCGUGACACGCGUUGGCGAUCACAUUAUGGAACACUUCUAAACUUGAUUUCCUUAUUUGCUUCAGUGAUAAAUGCUCUUGAAGUUGUUGAAGAGGAUGGCUCACACUCGGGGUAA